AACGGCGCACACAAUAACGGUAUCGUUACUCUGAAAUCAGGUGAUGAUGCUCCACACACCCAAGAGGUUAAAUCACUUCAAGAAGUGCUCUUCGCUUGCUUGCAUCUAUAACAUAUGUUCAGAGGCAGCGGGUGGUGAUAAUAUGAAUGAAUAUGAUAACAAAGCUCGUUCUUGUGAUUCACUGUUCCCAACCACAGCCAGUAAUGAUAACAAGAACAGAAGUUACAAAUGUAUUGGGAGAGACGGUGAUAAUUCUCAGUUAAAAUAUGGUACGCCAGAACUACGAACAAAAUCUUGUCCGACAUAUGAUCAACUGCCAGUAACUUCAAGGUCUUCUGCUCGUUUGAAGUCCAAAAGCCCGUCACACGAAUGUCUUGAGGACAAAAGUUCGCCUAAUUCCUUGAACGAUUGUGAGGGUAGUGACUGUGAAGAUAUAGCUUUCAAAUCACUUUCAAGUCAGAUAACAUCGGAAAGUUCAGAUGAUGAAAGCUAUCAAGAUGAACAAUCAGGAGAUGAAAACCUUCCUGGUGCUCGAAGACGUCAUAACCGGUUCGCAAUUGCAGACUGUUCAGAUGACUGCUCAGAACGGAGCGUAAAUCUUAUGCACUCAGUCAGUGAUCUCAACAGCUAUUCCAGUGAUACCGAUCAAAGCGAUGAUAACAAUAAGUGUCCUGAAGAGGCGGUUGAUGGUAUCAUGGAUGGCGUGAGCCAACUUCAAUUAAUUGUACGAGAAAAUGGUCCAUCGCCAAAAAGUAAUACUGCUGUGAGUGUAAAUUCAUCAGUUGUUGAAGCUGAUAAAGAUAAAGCUAGUCCUGCAUUCAUACCACGUGCUGGACGUUAUUAUAUGCAUGACCACCGUAUCUCGAAUGAGGAUGUUGAUGUAGUUAGAAAGCGUCAAACUGACCAUCGUUGGCAACAUGACAAGUUUAACUAUCGUGCCCAGUGUCCGUUAUCUACAAAGGAAAUUGUAUGGAAAUAUGGGUACAAUAUUCGAGAAGAAACAGGCCCUUCAAAACCAAUUAAAAUUGAAGCUGUUGGCAGCGAGCCCUCUAAAUCUACAAGCAACAUCCCAGUUAAUUCUGAUAAAAAUUGCAAUGCUGAGCGUCUUUUGAGCAGUCAGACUUGCGGCAAACAAAACGGAAAUAAGCCUGAUACCGGUCCUCAUUGCGAUAAGGUAACAGUCGCUCGCGAUAAACGUGUCAAGUUUUCCAACCUUAGGGAUAGCAGAAAUCGUCGAUUUGCAAGAAGUUCUUAUUAUCGAGGGGACGCUGUGCGCCAACAGAAAGGUAUGAAUAUGGGGAUUCCUCAAAAUCUGAUAUCUAGGUCCAAACCGGUCCUUUCAGCAAAUCAUGCAGUGUCCAAAUCUAUUGUAUUUUCUGAUCCUCCCGCUCAAGACAAAAAUACAAAACGAAUUCAAUCACAACCCCCAAAAAGUUCAGAAAAUCAAACAUCACGAAGCAACUCUCUCCAGGAUUCAAGUAUCCCAUACUCUAGUCGUCCGUGUAACUCGAAUGUUCCUAAAAGGAAUUUAGAGAAUUUAUCAAGAUCACAAGUUGCAGACUUCGAACGAAGCCGUAGAAAGAAGUUCGCUACUGUGAACUCACUGUAUGCAAGUAGCAGUAGUUUGAAACCUCGAACAAAAUAUAACGCUGACCACAUAAAUCAACAGGUGAGAACUACUGAAAGAAUUCCGAAACGCUACUCAACAGUACGUCAGAAUGUUACCAGCGGUAAGUCGUCAGUGGAAAAAAAUGAACGCCGAUCUAAUCCUGAAAACGAUGCCCCUACUAAGGAGAGAGAUUGUAUCAGUAAGGGAACUCACACAGAUCGCACAGAGACAGUUAUAGAAAACACUAGUGCUGAAUCCUCCCAUAUGCCCAGAGGAACCGCAGAGAACACGAACCAAACCCCAACUGAUAUGGUUAGUAAUACAAGUGUUGCUCAAGGAAAAGUACAAUGCGAAGCAGUAAGCUUCCCACUACAAUCAGUUCCAGUGACUCACUAUCAGCCGACCUUACAUUAUAGUCAACCUAUGCCGGUUCAGUAUCCAACCGUAAACCCUCAACUGCGAACAGUUUAUUUGUCGGAUGUCCUUCAGCAUGAUGCACACUUCCAGCCUCCGAACCCUAUGAUAUCCAACUAUAUGCUUCCAAAUACUCAGCCUCAAGUCCACAACGUAUACGCCAGCCAAAUGCAAAAUAUCAACUUCCCAGUACCAGUAGCGACUACUAUUUGUUUUGAUGGCGUGCCUUGCGGUAUCUCAAAUAAUCCUAAUCAUACCUACAUGAUACCUAUGGCCACAAAUGUUGCGGAGCCGUCAUGGAAUAGAGACCUGUUUUUGGCCGAAAAUCCUCAAAGAAUGCAUUGGUAGUGACAAUUUUAAUUGGUGGAACGAAAGUCCAACAGAUUACAUUUACAAAAGCAGUCACUACACAAUGCAGUCGUAUAUGUAGAUUUGAUAAAUAUACUGUAGAAUAAUUAAAAGUAAGACAUGUACAGCUGUUUUGCUACCGGCUUGUUACAAAAAGCUGGGAUAUAGCAGCCCUCUUACAGCAAAAUUUAACUCGCAGAUAUAACUUUCAAAAUUCUUAACACCUGGAUAAAAUGCUUUAUAUUUCUUAACAAAAUCGAAAAAUUACCUUUAUUAUAUUCAAUCUGCUUUAUAAAUACAAUUAUUGGAAG
Messenger RNA from Trichobilharzia szidati, 2682 nucleotides. Lineage: Eukaryota; Metazoa; Platyhelminthes; Trematoda; Strigeidida; Schistosomatidae. The record is from the annotation of a GenBank genome assembly.